Molecule: messenger RNA, 1263 nt
Organism: Loa loa (African eye worm)
Lineage: Eukaryota; Metazoa; Nematoda; Chromadorea; Rhabditida; Onchocercidae
Exons: 6
Coding region: 29-973 (314 amino acids)
Source: RefSeq, a predicted model, not a curated record
UUUUAGGUGCUACAACAGUAAGUCGUGAAUGGGAGAGGAAAAAUUACUUUAUUGCUACAAUAAAGGAUGCGGUAUAAAGUUCGACCCUGGUGACAACAAUGACAAUUCAUGUUUGUAUCAUCCUGGCGCGCCAUACUUCCAUGAUGCAUAUAAAAUUUGGAGCUGUUGCAAUCAGAAAAGUACGGACUUCAGCACAUGGUUAAGUUUGAAAGGCUGCACCCGUGGACAGCACAGUAAUCAGAAAUCGGUAGGAGAAACGAAACCCGAGAAAUCGGAGAAAAAACAAGCACCGGAAGAGGUAAUCGUUUGGAGUGGUUUGAAUAAACCUGCAGCUAGACACGAUUCUUUGGAGAUAAUGAAAGCAAUAAAGUUCGAAAUAACUGAUGGUGCCUUAAAAAGCGUUGAAAGAUUUAAAUCAGAAAUGAAGGAAGAAGCUGAAUCAGAUAUUCAUAUCGGCGUAUCAUGUAAAAAUCCUGGUUGCGAAAAGGUUUAUGAAGGUGAAGGGAGCAAAAAUGAGAAAUGUAUGUAUCACAGUGGUGUAGCUAUAUUUCAUGAAGGAAUGAAAUACUGGUCAUGCUGUGAGAAGAAAACUUCCGAUUUUAGCAUUUUUCUUGAGCAGAAAGGCUGCACAACAGGAAAGCAUUGUUGGACAAAGAUAGAGCGCGUUGACAAAAUUCGUGAAGAUUGGUUUAGCGGAGGUGGUUUCAUUCAUUUGAAUAUUUACUGUAAAGGAGCAGUACCGGAUUCAUGCAAGGUGGAAAGCAAUGGUCUUAUAUUACAAAUGAAAGUCGUACAUGGUUUCGGUGCAAAAGAGACGCAGCUGAAUUAUGAACUUUUUGGUAGAAUCAAUGUAGAUGCAUCAAAGGUAAUAAUUGGUGAAAGAAAACUGGAAUUAGUAUUAAAACAGGAAGAUGUAGCAAGCUGGCCACGGUUAACGUAUGAUGCAAAAAGCGUUGAUGCAGAAACUAAUUGAUUAUGUUGACUUCCUUAUUUUAUUUUUUUUUUUUUUUGUUUUUUCAGUGAGUUUUAAAUGUCACUGUAAUACAAAGAGCAAGAAAAAGUGAUUGUUUUGAUGUUAUAACGAAGCAGGAUCCGAAUAGUAAGCUGUCAUAUACGUUUCGUACCGAAGUCAAUAUACCACAUUUCGGUUUCCAAUGCCAAUGCAUGUAUUAUUCCUCAUUGUUAUUUACUGUUUCAAUUUUAUGAAUUCAAUGCCUAGUUUUUUGAUUACGUGAACAAUUUAUGGUCCCAACAAAUUUUCUG